AUAGAUACUCUCAAGGACAAGAUUCGUACAAAAUCCAAAGAAAAGAAAGAUUUUUUAUCUAAGAUGGAGGCAUUGAAGAAUGCAUUGGCUUCGAAAGAUGACGAAUUGAAACAAAUGAAAGAUGAUCUGGCCUUGAAAACUUCAGAGAUACACUCCUUAGAAUCCAAGUUAUUGUCAGAACCAAUCAAGAUCGGCGGUGAGGCAGAUGAAAAAAAAAUACCAAAUUCUAUCUCUCGGAGUGAUGAUGCUAUCACAUCUGAUAUACCUAGUAAAGAUCUCAGUCAAUAUUUUAUACGUGGAAAAGAAAAUUAUCAAGUGCUAGUUGAUCUGUUUUCGAUAUAUAAUAUGGGGUAA
Messenger RNA from Paraglomus occultum, 354 nucleotides. The record is from the annotation of a GenBank genome assembly. NCBI's taxonomy places the organism in Eukaryota, Fungi, Glomeromycota, Glomeromycetes, Paraglomerales, Paraglomeraceae.